This is a messenger RNA of Cuscuta campestris, 2070 nucleotides long. The record is from the annotation of a GenBank genome assembly. NCBI's taxonomy places the organism in Eukaryota, Viridiplantae, Streptophyta, Magnoliopsida, Solanales, Convolvulaceae.
GUUUGAUUGGAUUUGGGUAAUUUGCAUUCCAAGCAGGUCCUAUAUAUCCUAGUUUUUGCACCAGGGCCGGCCCAUUAAGAAGACAAGAAGCCCAACCGGGCCAGGCCCAACAAUUUAAGGGGCCUAAUUUUUUUAAAUAUUGUAUAUAUAUUUAAGCCCUGCCCAGCUAAAGCCCAAAACUCCCUAGCCCUCCUAUUUCCGUUCCACAGAAGAAAGCGGAAGUAGCCAACAGCCCAACACCCACGAAGGCACGGACGGAAAUUGAAAAAGACGCCAGAAGGAAGUCGCCGCCGACCGCCAGACGCCGCCUCGGCGGAAACUCUCCAGCCUCCAGGUCCAGGAGUCCAGACAGGACCCCACGAGUUAGUUUUUUUGGGUCUGCCUUUGCAGUGGGCCAUCUGCAGAGGCCAAAAAGAGCUAAUCUUUCUCCAACAAUCCUCCAUCGUGAGGGAUAACUGAAAUGGUUGCCGGAAAAAUGAACUCCCGCUUCACAACCCUCACCUUUCAAAUAUUCAAAUCCACACACUCCCGCCGCCAUCAAGCAUCUCUAUUGUCUAUUCAUCCCCAUCUUCUAAAUACCCAAUCAUUCUCCUCCGCUUCUCCCAUCCCCCCUUCCUCCCUGUCUGCUCACCAAUACCCCCAAACUUUGGAAGGAUUGAGGAGCAGGCUAGCCGCCGAGGCCCCAACGCUUGCUGAUUUCACUCGGCUCCAAUCAAACAAUGAAUACUCUGUUGAGGUUGGAACCAAGAAGAAGCCACUCCCGAAGCCCAAGUGGAUGAAGGAAGCGAUCCCUGGAGGAGAAAAGUACACGCAAAUUAAGAAGAAACUGAGGGAGUUGAACCUGCACACUGUUUGCGAAGAGGCUAAAUGUCCCAAUCUGGGAGAAUGCUGGUCCGGUGGGGAAACAGGAACUGCUACUGCAACCAUUAUGAUUCUCGGCGAUACUUGUACUCGAGGAUGCAGGUUCUGCAACGUGAAGACAUCACGCACUCCACCCCCUCCCGAUCCAAAUGAACCGUACAAUGUGGCUGAGGCAAUUGCUUCAUGGGGUUUGGAUUAUGUUGUGAUCACUAGUGUUGACCGUGAUGAUUUGCCCGACCAAGGAAGCAAUCAUUUUACAAAGACAGUACAAAAGUUAAAGGAAUUGAAGCCAGAUAUUCUUAUUGAAGCACUUGUUCCAGACUUUAGAGGGAAUUCUAGUUGUGUUGAGAAAGUUGCAAAGUCCGGAUUAGAUGUUUUCGCUCAUAAUAUCGAAACAGUUGAAGAGCUUCAGAGUGUUGUACGGGAUCAACGUGCUAACUUCAAGCAGUCCAUGGAUGUCUUGAUGAUGGCCAAGGAAUAUGCUCCUGCUGGUACGCUAACCAAAACAUCUAUAAUGCUGGGUUGUGGUGAAACACCAGACCAAAUUGUUAAAACCAUGGAAAAGGUACGUGCAGCUGGUGUGGAUGUGAUGACAUUUGGUCAAUAUAUGAGACCCUCAAAGCGGCAUAUGCCUGUAUCAGAAUAUGUUACUCCUGAGGCUUUUGAGAAGUAUCGAGUUCUUGGGAUGCAAAUGGGAUUUCGAUAUGUUGCUUCUGGUCCUAUGGUUAGAUCAUCAUACAAGGCUGGAGAGUUUUACAUCAAGUCUAUGAUUGAAUCUGAUCGUGCUGCUUCUUCGGCCUAGCCUCCAUUUUCUGACCACAGAUUAUGGUGAUGUUUGCCUAUUGGAGGUUCUCCCUAAUACGCCGUUUUCAAAUAACAGGAAUUCUACUUUGAGCAGCAGUUUGAUUAGUGAAAUGGCAAAGCACAAACAAGGCUUACGCAGUGUUUUUGGCUUCCGUUGAUUCAUUUAAAGACUAUUUGUCCGGGGGGUAUCUUAGUGCAAGUAAGUGUUGACCAUUCAUCUAUCUAUACUCUAUAGCAAUAAGGCAGGUAUUAUAUACAUCAUAGUGGAUAUGUCAUAUAUGCUCAUGUGAAUAGUAGCAUAUUUUGUUUAUGAUUGAUUAGAAUCAUGGCCUUGCGUUGCACGGAUAGGAUAUUGUUCAAUAUAAUUUGUAUGCUACCAUAAUAUCAUAAAGUUGGUUAAAAUGA